This is a messenger RNA of Myxozyma melibiosi, 997 nucleotides long. RefSeq names its product ubiquitin carboxyl-terminal hydrolase. The record is from RefSeq and is a predicted model, not a curated record. The transcript is spliced from 3 exons. Gene Ontology annotation, cellular component: cytoplasm. Bases 36 to 986 code for a protein of 316 amino acids. Gene Ontology annotation, molecular function: cysteine-type deubiquitinase activity. NCBI's taxonomy places the organism in Eukaryota, Fungi, Ascomycota, Lipomycetes, Lipomycetales, Lipomycetaceae. Gene Ontology annotation, biological process: ubiquitin-dependent protein catabolic process; protein deubiquitination.
CGCUGUUCACUCUGCGAAUACACAAACAUCAAGCAAUGUCGUCCUCAGGCUGGAAUACAAUUGAAUCCGACGCUGGCGUCUUCACCGAACUGAUCGAGACCCUCGGCGUCAAAUCAGUCCAAUUCGACGAACUCCUCUCGCUCGACCCUUCCUCGCUCUCGGCCCUCGCGCCCCUCUACGGCGUCAUCUUCCUCUUCAAAUGGACGCAGUCCGUGAUUGCGCAGCAGGCGGACGGCAACGGCGGGAAGCCCGUCGAUGGCGAGUACGCGCCGGACGCGGAGUACGAGAUCUUCUUUGCCCGGCAGAAGAUCCAGAACGCGUGCGCGACGCAGGCGAUCCUGAGUGUGCUGAUGAAUCGGGGGGAGGUGAAGCUUGGGAGCGCGUUGAGUGAGUUUAAGGACUUUACGACCGGUUUUGAUGGCGAGCUCCGCGGAGAGACAAUCUCCAACUCAGACCUGAUCCGCACGACACACAACUCGUUCUCGCGCCCGACGCCGUUCGUAGACGAAUCGCAGGCCCCGCGCGCAGCAACAGACGACGACGACCUCUACCACUUCAUCGCGUACGUGCCCAUCAACGGCACGCUCUACGAACUCGACGGACUACAGCCGUACCCGAUCACGCACGGUGCCUGCUCGGACGACGAGUUUCCUGAUAAGCUGACGGAGGUGCUGUAUCGUCGUAUUGGGAGGUACCCCGAGGGCGAGGUGCGAUUUAAUUUGCUGGCGGUGUGCGCGGAUCGGCGGGAGUUGUUGGCGGAGGUGGGGGAUGUCGAGGGAUUGAGUCGGGAGAAUGAGAAGCGGGAGGAGUGGAAGCGGGAGAAUAUUCUGCGGAGGGAGAAUUUCGUCGGGUUGAUUGCGGAGAUGUUGAAGUAUGUUGUUGCGGACACGGUGGAGAAGAAGGGAGAGGAGGGGUUUGAGGGUAUUAUCGAUGAAGCAAAGAAGAAGAGCAUGCAGAGGUACGAGGCCAUGCAGCGACGGAGAUAGAAUAGUGAAAG